UGCGUCUUAUUCAAACAAAAUGGCGGCCGCCAUAGAAGGGGUGCUGGAUGAAAGGGUGCGCGAGAAAACGCUCAAGUGCAAAUUAUUGGUGGUUGGGGCUGGUGGAAUAGGAUGUGAGCUGCUGAAGAAUCUUGUCCUUACCGGCUUUAAGGAUAUUGAACUGAUUGAUCUUGAUACGAUUGAUGUGAGCAAUCUGAAUCGGCAGUUUCUCUUUCGCAAGGAGCAUGUUGGAAAGUCCAAAUCACAGGUGGCGAAAGAGAGUGCCCUGAAGUUCAACCCAGAUGCCGAUAUCGUAGCAUACCAUGACAGUGUGAUGAGCUCUGACUAUGGCCUGGACUUCUUCAAGAAGUUUGACCUGGUGAUGAAUGCACUGGACAACAGAGCCGCUCGGAACCAUGUGAACCGAAUGUGUCUGGCUGCUGACAUCCCCCUGGUAGAGAGUGGGACAGCUGGAUACCUGGGACAGGUUGCUGUCAUUAAGAAGGGUCUUACGGAAUGUUACGAGUGUCAGCCGAAGCCCAGACAGAAAUCCUUCCCAGGGUGCACCAUCAGGAACACUCCAUCUGAACCCAUCCACUGUGUCGUGUGGGCGAAACAUCUCUUCAAUCAAUUGUUUGGGGAGGAAGAUCCAGACCAGGACGUGUCCCCUGAUACAGCCGACCCGGAGCUUGCAGGUGAGGCUGGUGAGGCAGCACUGGAGGGAGGCAAGAAAGAUAUAGAGAGGAAGUCCACUAGAACAUGGGCCAUGCAGACUGGAUAUGACCCACAGAAAAUAUUCAAUAAGCUGUUCCGGGAUGACAUCAAGUACCUGCUCUCCAUGGAGACACUCUGGAAGAAGCGGAGGCCUCCCACGCCCCUGGACUGGGAUCACCUACCUGAGGCUGCUGAUGCAGAGAAUGGCGGUGCAGGUAUGCGGGACCAGAAGGUGUGGUCGAUGAAGGAGUGUGCUGAGAUCUUUGGCAGAUGUCUUGGAGUCCUCAAGGUGGAGUUUGCCAAGCAGGGCGAUGGAGGGAUGCUCAUCUGGGACAAGGACGAUGAUACAGCUAUGGACUUUGUAACAUGUGCUGCCAACAUUCGCGCUCAUAUCUUUGGCAUUGGUCUCAAGUCCCGCUUUGAUAUUAAAUCCAUGGCGGGAAACAUCAUCCCAGCUAUAGCCACCACCAACGCCAUCAUUGCUGGUCUCAUCGUCAUGGAGGGACUCAAAAUACUGGCAGGGGACAUUGAGAAAUGUAAAACUGUUUAUCUCAACCGACAGCCCAACGCAAGGAAGAAGCUGCUUGUUCCAUGUUCCUUAGACCCACCCAACCCCAAGUGCUAUGUAUGUUCAGCUAAACCGGAGGUAACCGUCCGACUCAACACAGACAAGAUAACUGUGAAAUGUUUGGAGGAGAAGGUUCUCAAAGGUCAGCUGGGAAUGGUGGCGCCGGACGUGGAGAUAGAUGAUGGAAAAGGUUCCAUUGUGAUCUCCAGUGAGGAGGGGGAAACUGAAGAAAACAAUGACAAAAUGCUUGCCCACUUCAACAUAAUCAGCGGAACCAGGUUAAAAUGUGAAGAUUUUCUUCAGAACUACAGCCUGAUCGUCACCAUUGUCCAUGUUGACAAGUUGGAUGAGGAGAAGGAGUUUGAGCUUGUUGGGGACCUGGAGGAAGUGAAAGCCUCAGCCACAGAGGAAGCACAGAUGGAGGCAGGUGGCGCCGAUGGUGACAACGGCAAGCAACAAGAUUCUGUAGAUGAACUGAUGAUUGUGGAUGAACCUCAAGUUGACGACACACCAACUAAACAGAAACGAAAGCGAAAAGCAGAGGAUAUAGGAGAAACAGAGCCAACUGUUGCUAAAAAAGCCAAAUCUGUUCCAGCAUCAGCAACAGCAGAUGAUGAUGAUCUUGUUAUUUUGUGAAGGGCUUGAUGGGAUCACUCACUGGUGCAGUCAGGACAUCUUACCUCAGCAACAGGUAUAAUGGACUACAGAGGAAGUGUAGAUGGUGGCAUUCUUCAAUAUCACCUCACUGAAGAACUGAAUCAAAACAGGGAGAGGACUAAAUUCUUGCAUUUAGGUUUCAUGUGUGACAGUGACAUGUAGACCAGGUUUGUGUACAAGCUGUUUAAGAUGGCGCGUCCAUGGUGCGUUGUGGUAAUUCUGGAGCAGAAUAGGUUUCCCAUAGUCAAGGGAACAUAACCCACUCAGCUAGGUCCCAGCUGAAGGUAAUCUUGACCUGGUCGAGAAUGUCAUUGUGACCUGGCUGAGCGAGUCACAACCUGGUGAAGUGUGUCUACAUCGUUACAUGGUCGACUAUGACCUGAUGUAGUGGUGUUGUUCACACUAUUGACCUCUGGUUUGCAAGGUUGAUUACUCACCCAAGUUUCUGUUUUAUAUCAUUAGUAUUGUUAAGGUAAUUUCCUUUUACUGAGAGAAGAUUAUUUUGGUUCUUGCUUCAAAUGGUGACAGUGCCUUCAAUAUUCCAGGUCCCACUCAAUAAAGCAAUCUUGGUUAUAGCACUCACUCAGUAAGGCCCGGGACCAGUUUUGUUUCAACUUACUUAUUUGAAUCUCGAUCAUAUUGUUUCAGCUCCAUCCUCAUCUCUUUGUUAUGUGCUAUUGUUAUUGUUUCGGUGUUCUCUUGUAGCUUGCACAAUCAAGGAAGUUUCCACAUAUUUUGUUGUAUGUCGUUUUACCAUACAUUGUCACAAUAAUGCAAUAUUAAUCUGCAGGGACACAUGAAAUUUUACCAGCUCUCAUAAGUGGCCUAGUUGCUGUUGGUGCUACAAUUCGCUAUGUUGCAUUCCUUCUGCAUGCCAGAACCCUGUUAUAGUAGGUUUGAAUCCCAGUUUACCAUGACUGACACUAGGGUGUUUGCACCAUACCUGUUCUGAUGGGUCAACAACUAUCAAGCUGACAAUCCUUGCCGGAUUAUUAUUCUGUGAUCACCUUCACAAGUUAAUGUAGUCAGAAAGACCAAAUUUAAGUCGUGUCACCGAAAGCAUUUUCAAUCACGGCCAACUUAGCUCCUGGGUGUAUAUUAGCGGUUGCAGUGAUUUGCGAGGCCAAAUUGAUCAACUGGGUAAAGAAAUGUAUUCCAUUGUGUUCAUUUAAGAAAAAUCCAUUCUCUUUUCUAUAAGUCGAGGUCAUCCAUUAUCGGUCUCUUCUGUAAACACUUCUUGAAUGUGGCUAAUAACUUGCAAUUUCCAUUUAGUACGUCUCAUUACUUUGCUAGAACCAGCUACCUGUCAUUUGCUUCAGAUGCCCACAAAUGUUGUGAUUUCCAUUACGCGCCACUGCCAUUGUCAUGGUUACUUUUGUACAUAAAACGACAAUAAAAUGCUGAAGAAAUUGUA
This is a messenger RNA of Haliotis rufescens (red abalone), 3332 nucleotides long. RefSeq names its product SUMO-activating enzyme subunit 2-like. Gene Ontology annotation, biological process: protein sumoylation. Lineage: Eukaryota; Metazoa; Mollusca; Gastropoda; Lepetellida; Haliotidae. Gene Ontology annotation, cellular component: SUMO activating enzyme complex; cytoplasm. The transcript is spliced from 18 exons. Gene Ontology annotation, molecular function: SUMO activating enzyme activity. The coding region runs from base 20 to 1897 and encodes 625 amino acids. The record is from RefSeq and is a predicted model, not a curated record.